GCCCCCCUCCUAGGAGUUGUCAGCGGACUUCGCCGUGUUUAAAAUACAGUGAACACCCAUCAUAGGACCAUGCCUUAUGAAUCGUAUUCUAUAGGCUUAUGUCGGUCUCUAUUCACUAUUGUAACCUUCGUUCUCACCAAUGGGAUACUUUAACCACCCCAAAGAUGUCGAUACUCACGAAUCCAUAGAACUCGAAAGACUCUACAAUGUUCCAGUGGUCUGCCCUCGUUUUACUCUUACUCCUGCCACAACUUUCGCAUGGUAUCCUUCUCGAAAAGUUCAACGACCUCAAGCGGGACAAGUUCGACUUUGUUAUCAUUGGUGGGGGAACUGCGGGAAACACAGUUGCGAAUCGCCUGACAGAGAAUCCGGACCAUCAUGUUCUUGUGCUGGAAGCUGGUGGAUCGAACGAAAAUGUCUUAUUGUCUAUCGUUCCAGAUUUUUGUGUUAAGACACUUGGAAGUGCGAUAGACUGGAAUUACGUCGCUCAAUCUGGUCCUGCUGUUAAUAGGGAUAUGGAGUAUCCUAGAGGUUUCAUCCUCGGCGGAAGCAGCUCAAUCAGUAGGCACAUCUUAACAGUGUGGUUGACUUUCCCCCUACAUGUCGUCCAAUAGAUUGCAUGGUAUACACCCGUGGAACAAGAGAAGACUGGGAUCGAUAUGCCAACGUAACCGGUGAUUCUGGGUGGUCCUGGGACAACAUUCAACCAUAUGUACGGAAAAACGAACGUUUCACUCCUCCAGUCGAUGGACACAACACGACUGAGGAAUUCGACCCAUCAGUUCAUAGUUUCGAUGGAAUGAACUCUGUUACUCUUUCUGGGUUUCGCCAUGAGGUAGAUACACGCGUCAUCCAAGCUAGCAAAGCGAUGGGAAACGAUUCAGACUUCCGAUUUGUUCUUGACAUGAAUUCCGGCAAUCACCUUGGAAUCGGUGAGCUGCUACAUCCAUGAUCCUUUCAUCUUUGGUCCAUAUUAUCUGGUAUGUAGGUUUCGGGCAAUCAACUGUGCUCAAUGGAACCAGGAGCAGCUCUGCCACAUCAUAUCUAGGACCCCAAUUCAUCAACCGCCCCAACCUUCAUGUUCUGUUGCAUGCCCAUGUUACGCGUAUCUUGUCGACAGCAAAGAAUCUCACCUUCCGAGGCGUCGAACUGUCUCAAGAUUCUGGAGCAACGGUCCAUACAGUCAGUGCAACAAAGGAAGUCAUACUAUCCGCUGGCUCCAUCGCAACGCCCCAGAUUCUUAUGAACUCGGGCAUAGGGGAUCGCAAAACGUUAACGAAUUUGGGUAUUCAAACUGUGCACCACUUACCAUCUGUCGGUCAAAAUCUGACUGAACAACCUCUCCUUUCGUACAACUGGGUGGUCACCGCCAAUGAUACCGAGGAGGAAGCUACAAGAAACGUCACUCUUGCUGCAGAACAAUUAAAGCAGUGGAAUGACACGAGGUCGGGUCCUUUGGUUGAUGCUCCUGGAUUGAACCUAGGGUGGUUCCGACUGCCUGCGAAUGCGUCGAUCUUUGAGGAAUUUGAGGACCCUUCUCCUGGACCCAACACUGCACACAUUGAGAUUCAGUUUGUGAAUGGAGGUUUUACUCCGGAGAACCCUCCGCCUAACUUGAUAGGCACAAAUCCUACCCUUCUUUGCCCCACCUCUCGUGGUUUCGUCACACUUAACACGUCGAACCCAUUUAACCAUCCUAUCAUCAAUUUGAACCUAGUCGGUACAGAAUUCGAUCUCUUCGCGAUGCGUGAAGGUAUUCGAAACACCCGGCGAUUCAUGGCAUCUCCAUCAUUCGAUGGGUUUAUCGUAUCUAGUACUAUUAACGCGACAACGGAUGAUGAACUGGAUGAAUACAUCAAAGCCAACGUCGGCGUUGCAGAACACCCGACAGGGACUGCUAUGAUGACGUCCCGAGAUGCUGACUGGGGCGUUGUGGAUCCGGAUUUGAAGGUGAAAGGUGUUCGAGGACUUAGAGUUGUGGACGCUUCUGUUUUGCCAUUUGUCCCGGCAGGACAUACACAAGUGCCAACGUACAUCAUUGCUGAACGGGCAGCGGACUUGAUCAAAACUACGUGGGAUUGAAGAGUCCGAAAAUGAACCAAAGCUUGACUUGUAUUUUCGUAAUUUUAUAAAGAGUCCGACCUUGCUGGGCC
This is a messenger RNA of Marasmius oreades (fairy-ring Marasmius), 2153 nucleotides long. RefSeq lists its product as uncharacterized. Gene Ontology annotation, molecular function: flavin adenine dinucleotide binding; oxidoreductase activity, acting on CH-OH group of donors. NCBI's taxonomy places the organism in Eukaryota, Fungi, Basidiomycota, Agaricomycetes, Agaricales, Marasmiaceae. The transcript has 7 exons. The coding region runs from base 949 to 2082 and encodes 377 amino acids. The record is from RefSeq and is a predicted model, not a curated record.